AUGGAAAGAAAAAGAACCAAUUCGACCACGAAGGGGAGGAGGAACCCGGAUGAUGAAGACGAACGAAGGGAAGGUGCUAAGAGGGAGCAUGGCCCCAUCGGAGGUGCUUACGAUGAUGCGGACUUCGACGGGGGAGGAGGAGUCAGUGCCUACGUCAGUUGCGACUCGGUGGAUGGCUCCAUUGGAGACCCCGCUGUGAAUGCGAACGAGGCGUUGGAAGAAGUUCUAAACGACGUGUUGAAGGAUGUGCUGAGUGACAACUCGGAGGCUGCCGUGGGAGGGGGUCCGCAGGGUGCUUCAGGUGUGUAUGGGGACUGCCACCAGGAGUGCCACGAAGAGUGCCACCAGGAGUGCCACCAGGAGUGCCGCGAAGAGUGCCGCGAAGAGUGCCGCGAAGAGUGCCACCAGGAGUGCCACCAGGAGUGCCACCAGGAGUGCCACGAAGAGUCCCGCGAAGAGCCCCGCCAAGAGCCCCGCCAAGAGCCCCGCCGUCACUGCCACCAGGGGAGCGCCUACAUGAGUAACCGCGCGAAGCCAACGAACGAAUGCAGUCACAGUCAAGACCCGUGUGAGUAUAGAAAGCAAUUUUCUCACAGGAACGUCAGAAGAACAAGCAAAAGGAUGGGUUGCACAAAAAAUACAUACCAAUGUGAUAAUAAUUCCAAAAGUGAAUUAAAAAAAACGUCAUUAUGUAAAUAUUGGAUAAAAGGAGUAUGUGCAAAUGUGGAGUGUAACUUCGCUCAUGGAGAGCAGGAACUCAAAUACACUCAUGGAGUAUACAAAACAACAAUAUGUAAGCAUUGGAAAAGAGAUGGGACCUGCUCUAGUGGCAUUAACUGUAGACAUGCACAUGGAGAGAGUGAAUUGCAACCAAAGAAUUUACCUCUACAUCUGUUGAAAAAAAAAACGCAUUUUAAAAAUUGUCGCUAUUUGAGCAAAGGUAUGAAUAUACAGAGAGAACAGUGCAGUCAGGUGACACAUGGGAGUUUUUCUAAGGAUGGGGUGGUUAGGGAGAGUACAGGGGGUGUGCAGGGAGUGUCUCUACUAAGUGGUACUCGAAUGGGUUCGAGGUUUAGGGCGCAUAGUACCCAUCGGAGAGGUGGAGCAACCCCCCCGGAUUACUUAAUAAGUGGAGAGUACAUAGAGAGACAGAGGAGUCACCAUCAGAAUGGAAGAUCCAACAUAGGAAGAACCCCUUGCAGUAGAGAGAACAACGGGAAGUACAUUACACAUUGCAGCUCAUCAUCUAUUAUGAUUCCAAAUCGGGGGAGAAACGAAAACAACGAACGUACUUCCAGUAUGUGGUCAUACAAAAGGAUGAGUAAUUAUCAACUGUUGAUAAAGAAAGAGGGGAACCUUUAUCGGGAGAGGACUAUACCUGAAUCUUUUGUCUCAAAUGAAAAACAUAACGUGAAUUGUAUGACGAAGCAGUUUUGUAGCUUGCAUGGGGGGGAUAGGAAGAGCAUUGCGUGUGGUAGAUGCAAUUAUGGGUUCAGCGUGGUGAAGAACGGGUCCGGCGCGGUGAAGAACGGGUCCGACGCGGUGAAGAACGGGUUCAGCAUGAUGAGGAACGGGUUCAGGGUGGAACAACCAGUAGAUUGCCAAAAUGGAGACGACCCAUAUGACAAUUUUAACGAAAUGAGACACAACAUUACGAAGAAAAAUCUACGAAUGAACAAGGACCUAGAUGCACAUGAAAGAGAUUUUUACGAUGAGGAUCUCUUUUUGGAAUACCUUCCGAGGGUUGGAUUUGGAGAAGAUGUUGAAAAUAGCUUAUUAAGAAUUAACACCCUUCAGAGGAGCAGUGUGCAUGUUAGUGGUGGUGCAGCUGGGGGGACCCUGUGCGAUGGUCGUGUGCUGCUGGGGGAUACGGGCGUCGAGGCGCCGGGAGUGUUUACGCCCAAAAGGGAGAACUUCGGCGGGGGAAGUGGGAGCGGCAACGGAAGAGGCUAUGGCUACGGCUACGGCAGCGGCAACGGCCACCUGUGCAGUGACUGCAUGAGGCGUGCCGACGGAGAGACCCCCGUUUUGAAGAGCACUGCGGUAGAGGGACCAGCCUGUGGAGGCGGCCCGCCGGAGUGCCAACCCCCCCACGAGAGCAUGAACUGUAUGAACUGUAUCGCUAUGUACAUGAACGAGCAGAAGAGAGUCGGAAACUCCUUUAGUUACGAGGGGGUGGAGGCCAAGGUGGGUGGUGGGGAUGGCAGUUUUUCCGACAGGUUCACGCGACUAAACUCGUAUGUGCAUCCCCGUGAGCACCUGAACAGGAGCAGCUGCAACUGCAGCCGGGUGAGCACCAAAAAAAACCUCGCCAGCAGAGAGGAUGCGGUCUGCAAUAACAUGGUCUGCGGCGAUGACGUGGUCUGCGGCGAUGACGUGGUCUGCGGCGAUAACAUGGCCUGCGGCGAUAACAUGCUCUGCGGCGAUGACGUGGAUGAGUACAUAAUGAAGGAGUACCAGUUUAGGCUGAAGAGCAUGCGAGUGAAGAAGGGAGACCAUGCAGCUGUGAAAGGAGAGUUGGGGUGUUACAGUGACAUAUAUGGUGUCCAGGACGGAUGCGAUGGAAGGGAGAACUCUAUUGAGAUGAAGCGCAUGACCAACUCGACUGAGAAGAGAGCUGCUCGAGGCACCACGAGAAGACCCAGCAAUGGGACCAACACGAGGGGAAGACCCAGCAACGGAACCAACACGAGGGGAAACAUAAAAAGGAAUAUAAUCAUAUCGAGUGGAGACGACCUGGUCCUGAUAGAUACAGGAAAUAUUAUGUACAAUUACAGCCAAAUAAAUAGCACGAAUGUGCUUCGUAAAAAUGGGUUGAAUCACAGUUUUUGUAGGUUCCGAAAUUUCAAGCUGAUGUCGAAUGUGCACAGGUUGGAGGCGCGCUGUCAGAGUGGAAACCACCACCUCGUACAGGGACGGAGCGUGACACCAAGAGAGGCGCAACACGUGGCACAACGCGUAGCACAACGCGUGAGGCGUCCAAAUGAGGAAGGAGCUUCUUCCAGCGUCUUGUACGAACGAGGAGACCUUAAACAGGUGCAUCGUGGGGGAUACUUAAAUUGGAGGCAACUACCGAUGGCAGAUGGGCAGCAGAGGGACGACCCGCAGGGUAACCCCGUGGGAGUGCUUAACUUAGGAAGGGGAGAAAUGCAGAGUCCCGGGGGAGAGGCUGGCCGUGACGAGGCCCACUGUGACAAGGCUGACCGUGACGAGGCUGACCGUGACGAGGCUGACCGUGACGAGGCUGACCGUGAAAAGGCUCCCCGUGACGAGGCUCCCCGUGACGAGGCUCGCCGCUCCGAAAUUAUGAACAAUUUGAGAUGCAGCGCGAAGGACGAACUGCUAAGCGUUCCUGAUGGAAGCUACUACUUCCCCACGUGUGCAGAAAGGACGUUGGGUGAAGCUGUCUCUCCAAGGGGAGAAGGAAAGGGAGAAGAAGGGGGCCAAGUGGAUGGUCUGACUCCUGUUAUGACCAACCGAAUGGUGUAUGCAGAUAUGGGUGAAGGGGAUAUAAAACUUGAGCUGAACUCGUUGGGGAAGUGGGUAAAUGAGGGAGGAGGGGUCCAGCAUUCGUAUGCAUCUAAUGAGGUGAUCCCACGGGUAGUUCUGCUGGGAGAAGUGAGUGCAGGGCGGGAAGAAGGGGUACCCCUUGUGCAGGUGCGCACAGGGGGAAGUAAUGCCGACCGUAGUGGGAUCAGGAUCAGAAGCGCGGAAAGAAGAAGUGGUAGAAGUGGUCGAAGUGGUAGAAGUGGUCGAAGUGGUAGAAGUGGUAGAAGCGAUCGAAGCGAUCGAAGCGAUCGAAGCGAUCGAAGUGAUCGAAGUGGAGAGGGACAAGUCACCCCCUCGCGAAACAUCGAUCCACAGAUGAACAAACCGCGAAAAGGGAAGCACGACGUGGAAAAAGAAAAUCAACUCGGGGUUUUCCCAAUCGAUGAAAUUUUCAACCAACCCAAGUUCCUCUCCGUCAGUGGCCAUAUGGAUUAUAGUGUUACCGGGCAAGUGGAGGAUUUUUUCGUGAGAGAGUUUUCUUCUCCCUUGUCUACAUCCCCCAGCAAUAGACUGAGCCCUCCUCACCUGUACCUGGGGAGUAGCACAAGUGUGAGCGGAAGCCACGUGAACGAUUUGUCUCCGUAUGAGAGUAGGAUGAACAGUACGGAGGUGGUUCCCUUUGGGAGAGUGGCUCAGCUAGACCUGGCCGCGUCACCCCAGCUAGACCUGGUCGCUUCACCCCAGCUAGACCUGGCCGCGUCACCCCAGCUAGACCUGGCCGCUUCACCUCAGAUAGACCCCCUAGAACCAACUCCCAAGUACAAUAAUCCGAGUUACGAUCACUUCUUUAAGUCUCAAAAUGGAUACUGCGCGGUGCACUCCUGUAGAGAUGCUCAUAAAAAGGGAGCUUGGAUGAGAACACCCACGUUGCUUGAGGCAGAGAGGAAGAAGAAAGAUGCACGGAAGGAGGAUAAACUGGUGAGCGAUCCGAAAAGGAAAACUCAUUUGCAGGCCCCCCCCUUGGUGAUUACUCCCCAUAGACUGACCAUCGAUCAGUACAACGCGUUGCGCGAUAAAAAAUUUAUUAAAGGGAACACCGGUAGGGGUACCGCCAUGGCGCGCAGCUCUGAGCAGUUAGAUAAGCAGCAGGAAGGGGAAGAAGCAGUCGAAGCAGGGGAAGAAGCAGUCGAAGCAGGUGAAGAAGCUGACGAAGCGGACGAAGUAGCAGGCGAAAAGGCUGCGAAACGCAAAGGAGAGGAAGACCUGAACUGUUACGACGAAGGAGGCAUAGACUACAGUGACGAAAAUGAAAAGCGAAUCGACACGUACUUGGAAUGCAUUUUAAAUUGCGGCGCGGAUGAGGACGUUUGCAAGUAA
Plasmodium cynomolgi strain B is the source of this 4866-nucleotide messenger RNA. RefSeq lists its product as hypothetical. The transcript has a single exon. NCBI's taxonomy places the organism in Eukaryota, Apicomplexa, Aconoidasida, Haemosporida, Plasmodiidae. Gene Ontology annotation, molecular function: metal ion binding. The coding region runs from base 1 to 4866 and encodes 1621 amino acids. The record is from RefSeq and is a predicted model, not a curated record.